UAUCUAUUUAAACUCGUGUUCUUUCACAUUAAUCCGAGUCUCUACUUCUAAAGCCAAGAGCUUAAGCCCUUGUCUUUUUCUUUGCCGAGACAUGGCAGCGCAAACCGAAACCCAAAUCCCCAGAGUGAAGCUGGGGAGCCAGGGUUUAGAGGUCUCCAAGUUGGGUUUUGGGUGCAUGGGCCUCACGGGAAUUUACAACUCUCCGCUCUCCGAAGAAGCCGGGAUUUCCAUCAUCAAGUACGCCUUCAGCAAAGGGAUCACCUUCUUCGACACCGCCGAUGUGUACGGCCCCCACACCAACGAAAUCUUGGUCGGAAAGGCCUUGAAGCAGUUGCCGCGGGAGCAUAUACAAUUGGCCACAAAAUUUGGCAUCGCGCGUGCCGAUGGGAGCGGCAUGACCGUCAGGGGCACGCCGGAUUAUGUCCGCUCAUGCUGCGAGGCGAGCCUUACGCGGCUCGGAGUUGACUACAUUGAUUUGUACUAUCAGCACAGAGUGGACAAAUCGGUUCCUAUAGAGGAUACUAUGGCGGAACUUAAGAAGCUGGUGGAAGAAGGGAAGGUAAGAUAUAUCGGGCUGUCUGAGGCCAGCCCGGAUACUAUCAGGCGGGCUCAUGCAGUUCAUCCGAUUACUGCAGUGCAGAUGGAGUGGUCUCUGUGGACUCGCGAAAUUGAGGAUCAGAUAGUGCCUCUCUGCAGGGAACUUGGAAUUGGGGUUGUUCCUUACAGUCCUCUUGGUCGCGGGUUCUUUGGUGGAAAAGCAGUUGUAGAGAAUAUACCCUCAGAAAGUUUCUUGAAUUCACAUCCUAGGUUCGUUGGAGAGAACCUAGAAAAGAACAAGAUUUUAUAUGCACGACUAGAGAAAUUGUCAGUGAAACAUCAUUGCACCCCUGCUCAGCUUGCUCUAGCUUGGGUUUUUCACCAAGGAGAUGAUGUGGUCCCAAUCCCUGGGACAACGAAGGUGAAGAACCUUGAUGAUAACAUAGGCUCAUUAAGCGUGAAGCUCAGCGAGGAUGACUUGAAAGAGAUUUCAGAUAUGCUAUCUACUGAUGAGGUAGCGGGUCCUAGAACCUAUGGACACAUGGCAGCACAUGCAUGGCAGUUUGCGACUACUCCCGAGAAAAAAUAACAGAUUUUCAUCUCCACAAAUACCAGGUCAUGACCGUGUUGCCCCGAUAAUCCUGUUUGCUAGUUCCCAAUUUAUGGCCAAAUACCUGAAGUACACCUUGAAAGAAGAUGAAAUUCUCUAUCUGCAACUAUAAUUUUAGUAAUUGAUUGGUUCGUUGUGCGCCAACUAAAAUGCUUCUUGAUUCUGUCUGUGUACCUACUAUCUUUAUGGAACUCUCUGUUUACCUCAACUAUGACAUGUAAUAUCAAAGACGCAGAAUCAGCUAUCCUUGAAAUUGUGUAUUUUUAUCGACCAAUUUUAUAUGUAUUCGCGUGACAUGGACCAUGUUUACGCGCAGCAUGUUGUAAUUUACUAAAAUCUUUCCUGCCUAAUUUGAAUUCAUCUUCAACCGCGUACGAUUUACUGUCAA
Molecule: messenger RNA, 1535 nt
Organism: Ananas comosus (pineapple)
Lineage: Eukaryota; Viridiplantae; Streptophyta; Magnoliopsida; Poales; Bromeliaceae
Product: probable aldo-keto reductase 1
Exons: 7
Coding region: 92-1126 (344 amino acids)
Cellular component (GO): cytoplasm
Source: RefSeq, a predicted model, not a curated record